AUGGCUCUUUGUUUGCAUAAAGAGGAGGGGAAAGGGAAUGGAGGGUCUGAUUUAAGAUUUAAGCCUAAUUUAAUUAGUUAUGCCACACUUAUUCAUGGCCUUUGUGAGGAGGGGUUGUUGGACAAGGGUAAACAGUUGUUUUUGGAGAUGAAGGGUAAAGGAAUUAGGCCAGACUUGAUUACAUAUAGUGGUUUAAUUCAUGGUUUAUGUGAGGGCGAUAGAGGCCACAAACGAGAUGUUGUAAGCUAUAAUGUAUUGAUCAGUGGGUAUGGCAAAAUUCAUAAAUUAGAAGAGGCAAUGAGGCUUUUUAAAGAAAUGGUUUCUGAAGUAUACAAGCUAGAUGUAAUUACAUUCAACACUUUGUUGACUGGUCUAUUUCACUUUGGUGAUGUUAAGGAUGCACGGACACUUUUUUAA
Messenger RNA from Fraxinus pennsylvanica, 417 nucleotides. The record is from the annotation of a GenBank genome assembly. NCBI's taxonomy places the organism in Eukaryota, Viridiplantae, Streptophyta, Magnoliopsida, Lamiales, Oleaceae.